GGCCGUCCAAACCCUUGUAAGUGAUCGCUGUCGUUGCCAUGGAGUCUCUGGCUCUUGCACCAUAAAAACUUGUUGGAAAACUGUGCCGAACUUUGAAAAAAUUGGAGAUUAUUUAAAAGCUAGGUACGCGAAUGCCGUACAAGUGGUUUACAACAGACGAAAGCGACGCAUAAGGCGAAAGGAGCAGAAGCGAAUCAAAAUCGCUAGAGAUACGUUGGUCUAUAUCGACCGGUCACCAAACUAUUGUAAUCCUAACCCGACUCUGGGGAUCCUAGGCACGUCUGGCCGGGUGUGUAACAAGACGUCCUCAGGAGGAGACCGAUGUGAUAUGCUGUGCUGUGGUGGGGGGUACAACACUCAGGAAGUACGGGAAGUCAAACGGUGCAACUGCAAGUUUGUAUGGUGUUGUCGUGUGACAUGUGAAAAGUGUCCUCUGAUUUAUGACCGGCACACGUGCAAGUAACUUUCAUGAUUUCACCCUCUUAGUGGCAAUAUUCUUCUCCGUGGAGGUCAACGUUAUAAUAAGUUAUUUAUUAAUGAAAAACAAUUAAGUACUGAUAUGAACUGACACGGAGGCUAAAAGCCAGCAUUCGUCCUUAUUCUUAAAACUUCCCUACAUCCUGUUUAAAACAAAAGAAAGAAUUUGAGAAUGUCAAUGAAUGCCAACAAAGACAUGCUUUGAGUCGAAACUUUACUCAACAACUGUGUAUCUCGUAAUCCAGCUGUGCGUCAACAUUUUAUAACGUAACUUCUCAGUCUCUGUAAUCUGCAUAGACACAAACUAAACUAAAAAGAGAAAAGUAUUACAGUGAACUAACGUCAUUGCUGUGUUCUUGAAAUACAGCGUCUUGUUAAAAUCGACAUUUUCAGUUUUUAGGCGAUAAAUAUCAAUCAGGUGAUAGCAUAACAUUUGACGUGUGGUGAAGAUUAUUUAAAUUCAGUAGCACAUAAAUGGCACGAAUUUUAGGAUUUUGCAGGAUACAUGGCUCCUUUAAUGUCUGUCACUUUACUAUAAUGUGUACGGGGACACAUUCUCUUUUUAUUCGUCCUCUCUUCUUCGUUCCGCUUGCAGUUUACAAAAUGACAUGGUGUUUCAACUGAUGUACGGUUAAGCCAACUAUCUUCUAAUUCGAGACGAUGUUUUUUUUUUGUUCAAAACAUUGUCAAGUUGAAGAUAUCAAUUUCAACUCACUUUCCUCCCAUUUUCGGGUUAUGAAGGCAAUGAUCGAUAAUUUAUGAUGUAAAGUUAAAUUGAAUUUUCGUCACAUAUAGAAAACCUUGAAGUUCUUGCUUGUUUUAAUUUGUUCAAAUUGGCUGCUUUACCAUUAAUUCUUAUUAAAAAUUAUACUUUUUUCUGUUUUCAUUUUGUCAGCUAUUUUGUCUAAUAAAGCGAUUUAAAUUUGGAAAUGUGCCGUUUCAUUUUAAUGUUCAGGAUACUGACUGAGGAUUU
This is a messenger RNA of Stylophora pistillata, 1450 nucleotides long. RefSeq names its product protein Wnt-16. NCBI's taxonomy places the organism in Eukaryota, Metazoa, Cnidaria, Anthozoa, Scleractinia, Pocilloporidae. Gene Ontology annotation, biological process: neuron differentiation; cell fate commitment; canonical Wnt signaling pathway. Gene Ontology annotation, molecular function: cytokine activity; frizzled binding. Gene Ontology annotation, cellular component: extracellular region. The record is from RefSeq and is a predicted model, not a curated record.